Molecule: messenger RNA, 1002 nt
Organism: Paramecium pentaurelia
Lineage: Eukaryota; Ciliophora; Oligohymenophorea; Peniculida; Parameciidae
Source: the annotation of a GenBank genome assembly
AAUGAAUCAAAGUCGCAAAUAGUAGAGUCUCCAAAAAUCAAAGACUUAAAAUAUUUAAAUAGAAAAGAAGCAAAUUCGAUCUAAGCAUUAAGAGAAAACAUACUCAAAAGCAAUUCACCCCUCGAACUUAUAAUCAAAACCUUUUUCUUUAAAAAAUUUAGAUUUAGCCUUACCUGACAAGUAUUCAUAUAGAUUAAUUUACUUAGUUCCAUAUCUUAGACAAAUAAUUCAUUUUAAGAUGAUAAGAGUUGUUGCUGUAUAGAUUGUGGUAAGUUAAGUAAGAAGGUCAGAAAUUUACAGAAGAGAUUCACAGUGUUUAGGACAGAAAUGUAAGUUUUGAAAAGGUAAAGAUUACUUAAGAGAUUUCAAAAUGCUGUUCGUUGCAUUAUAUUUCUCAAAGAAAAAUGGAAGAAAAUAAGAUAAUAAGAAAGAGCUAAAAGGUUAUUUAGGUUUAAAACAAAAAUUUUUGAGAAUUAGCCUUUCUUUUAAUCUUAAACACCAUCUAAUUAAGCAUAAUUAUUAUUUCUUAAUUCCUAACUUCAGAGCGAAGAAAGAUAAACAAUAAAUUCAUAAUUAUAAUCUAUUUAAGUUAAAAUAUUUGAUUAAAAGAACAAAUAAAGAUAAUCAGUAAAGUUAUAUUUAUAAUAAAAACUGAAUAUUAAAAAUGAGGAAUAGGGAUUGCUUCCUAAAUUAGAUUCUAAUAGAUAAACUAAUUCAAUAUCCAGUUCAAUAUUCAGACCUAUUAGAAUACUUAAAACUUUAGGGGAUGAGCAAAAAUCACUACAGAAAGAAUAAAAUUUAUCAACUUAAAAUCCAUCAGUAGCUCAGUCUCCAUAUCUUAGCCAUUUGAGUGUAUAUAAAUAAUAAGAUUCAUAAUUCUAAGUAAUCAAAUCGCCAAGAUAAGUGAUUAAAAGUUUUGCUUCAGAGACAUUUUAUCCUUAAAAUACUUAGAAACAUGAUUAAAGAAAAAUAAUGGUUCAAAAACUAAAAAGAAUAGAAUGA